Molecule: messenger RNA, 513 nt
Organism: Rhizophagus irregularis DAOM 181602=DAOM 197198
Lineage: Eukaryota; Fungi; Glomeromycota; Glomeromycetes; Glomerales; Glomeraceae
Source: RefSeq, a predicted model, not a curated record
AUGGUUUUUUCGUUAAACUGUAUUAUUCUAGACGACACUACUACGUUCCCGAUUACUCUUGGCAAGAUAAUCAUCUUAGAUAAUAUACAAUAUGAUAUUAGCGAGUUUAGAAUUUCAAACCUCAAGCGGUAUAUCUUUUCUAAGAAAAAAGAAAGUAAACUUAGUGGUAUUAGUGAUCCUGAUGAUUUGAACCUUUGGCAGGUUAAUGUCAGUAAAGACAAGCUUGAAGGUGUUUAUACUACAGAGCACAUAACAAAUGAACUCAAAGGCAAGAAGAUGGACGAGGUGGAUUUUAUUACUAACUAUUUUGAUGUUAAUCAUCGACCUGACAAGAACAUUCAUAUUAUCGUAGUCCCUUCCACUUCCACUGAUUACCUAUAUAAAAGACCAAGGCUUGAUUUUAAUAACAUUCCUUUAGAUUUAGGACAGUCUCCUACACAACUUUUACAUACUGGCGGAUGUUCUUGGGAUUAUCAAGAAUCAUCUGAGUUGGAACAAGAAUUAAGAAAAGAA